Cinclus cinclus is the source of this 11181-nucleotide messenger RNA. Its product is annotated as hydrocephalus-inducing protein homolog. Gene Ontology annotation, biological process: cilium movement; axonemal central apparatus assembly. Bases 1 to 11181 code for a protein of 3726 amino acids. Lineage: Eukaryota; Metazoa; Chordata; Aves; Passeriformes; Cinclidae. The record is from RefSeq and is a predicted model, not a curated record. The transcript has 66 exons. Gene Ontology annotation, cellular component: axoneme.
AUGCGCCGAACACAAACUGUUGAGACCCUGGGUUUUCCCGUUCUGACGGGCGGCGCGGAGCUGGGUGCGAGGCUCUGGCGGUACCGAGCGCUGCCGCCGUGCCCGUCACGUUCCGGGCCCCGGAGCGGAUCGCUCCCGCUCGGCCCGGGGACCGAGGGGCACCAAGGCUGGAACAGGCGGGGACCGAGCGGGGAUCGAGGGGGGGAACGAGACGGGACCGAAGGAGGGAGCGAGGCCCGGCCGGCUCCGCCGCCCCCGGGCCGGCCCCGCCCCGCCUGUCGGGUGCCGCGGUUGCCCGUCAUCUGGUGCAAGGCCUCAGGCCUGCUUCCUUCUAAGUUCCUGAAGGAGAAGUUUCUCAAUGUGAAGGAGGUGGCCAGCACUGGGGCGAGUUUUCUGCCCAAAAUUGGCCCAUUUCGACACAUGAGUGAGACUUGUCAAAAGAUUGUGUCUCCUGUGAAGGCACACAGGAGACCUGCUUGUGUCUCUGCACUGACAGCAGUGCAGCUGGAGAAGGCAGACAAAGCAGGGGAGAGUUUUCUCAAAUUGUUGCCAGUUCCUCCGAUAGAGAGCUUGCUCCAAGUUUCCCCACCAGAGAUGGUAUUUCAGAAAUUCGUCGCUCAUGAGGUCUCGGAAAUGGUACUGUCUCUCACAAACAAGGACAAGUUUACUCGGCUGGUGAAGGUCUACAUGGAGAGAUCACCUUAUUUUGAGCUCGUGUGCCCCAAUGAUGCAUACCACAUCAUCCCACCAGGCACAUCUUCCCAUGUGCGCAUCCGCUUCACCCCCGACGAGACCAAGGAUUAUUCCCACGAACUCAUCUGUCUCACUGCAAGGGACAGGAUAGUUGUGCCUAUUCAGGCCAUUGCUGCCCAAGCUAUCCUGGACUUCCCUGACCAGCUGGACUUCUCAGAGUGCCCAGUCAAGUACAGCAGCCAGAAGACUCUGCUGGUUCGCAAUGUUGGUAACGUGGAAGCUCAUUACCAGCUGAGCACCCAGAGUCCUUUCUGCGUGAUUCCAGACAGGGGAACUCUGGCCGCUGGUGACACCAUGCAGGUGACAGUGGGAUUUCACCCGCUGACGGUCGGUGACCAUUCCGGGUCCCUGGUAGUGUGCUGCAACACAGGUGAGUGUAUCUGCACAAACCUUCACGGAGAAGCUGUAGAUGUCAACGUUGGGUUGAGCGCCAAUUCCGUGAAGGUUGAGAACACUUUCAUCACCACAUCAAACUACACAACCGUGUUCAUCGAAAACAGGAGUGACAUCACAGCCCACUUCCAGUGGAAGACUUUUCCUACUGAGGAAGAUGAGAAUAAACUGAAGAGAAGGCAGUGCUAUUUUCUGCAGCCACUGACAGAGGUAUCGCUGGAAAACUUCAUUGAGGAGAAGAAUAUAGAGCAGGAGAAGGGCUAUUGUGAAGAUAAAACUGCCCUUGUGAGCCACACAGUCCAGGAGGAGAUGGCAAAGGUGCAAGAAGACCCCAUGCUGUUCUCCGAUGACAUUUUUUCCAUUGAACCAGUGGAGGGAGAAAUUGGGCCGAACUGUUGCACCAAAAUCAAGGUGACCUUUAAACCUGUAGAAGCACUGGAGUAUCGAAGUGUGGCUUACUGCAACAUCUCAGGCCGAGAGAGCAGGCUGCCCCUGCACCUCAUAGGGGAAGGCCAAGGACCCUUCGUUGAACUCAGCUCUCAUACACUGAACCUUGGGAACAUUUUUGUCAACACCCCCUACGUCUAUGAGGUGAAACUGAUUAACCAAGCACCUAUUGAUGCUCCCUUCACCUAUAUCUGUACAACUGCAAACGUGGGCUACUGCUUCAAGUUUGCACCUGAGGAGGGCAUCAUUGCACCAGGUGGGAUCCAGACCAUCCAGAUCUCCUUCAAUGCCACCGUACUGGGGAGGUUUGAGGAAGAAUUCCAGUUCAGUGUGGCUGGAUCUCCUACGCCUGCAAUCCUGACAAUCAAGGGACAUGUCUGUGAACCGACUGUACACUUCAACGUCGAUGAGCUCGACUUCGGUGACAUUUCCUUUGGCUUUCCCUACACCAUGACCUGUCGCCUCACUAACCCCUCCCCAGCAUCCCUGAGGUUCAAGCUCCGCAUGUCUGACGAUGGCACUCAGCCUGCUGUGACCCUGUGUUCCAACACCGUGAUGGAUUUCUGCCGGAGAAUGCUGGUGGACCUGGAGGGUAUUGGCAAUGGAGUGGCAUCAGUGACCAUCAUGGCCAGAUGUCUCGUUCCUGAGCUGCGAGUGUACCCUCACGUCCUGCUGCACGAUGAGUGCCGCCUCAAGGUGCCCUACGAGAGGAAGUUCCUCGUUGUGAAUAACACCGACCUUCCUGGCUGCUACGGGCUUAUUCCCCAGAAACGCAAGGAGGACACUCCUGUGUUCUACUCCAGCCCCAAACCCUGUGGGAUUGUCCAGCCUCACAGCAUCGCAGAGAUUCCAGUUACAAUCGAAGUCCAAACAUUGGGCGAGCAUCGCACCAGUGUUCUUAUCAGCGUGUUUGGGGAUGAGAGAAACCCACGGGCCUGCAAACCCCACUGCUAUGUCAUUGAACCCAGAGAAGGAGUGAUCCCCGCUACGGGUGAUAUUCCUGUGACCAUCACAGCAACCUUGGAUGACACUGGGAUUUUUGCUGACACUAUUCAGCUUUUCAUUGGGAACAGCCUUUGGACCACCUUCAUGGUGCUGGCUGUGGGCACCGGCACCACAAUUGUCAUGGACAAACCAUUCGUCCCAGAGCUCAGCUUGGGACACCAGUUCAGGCUCGUUCCCUGUAUUUGUCGGUUCAAAGUAACAAACAGGGGCCACCAUUUCCAUCGGCUCUUCUGGAGUGUGGAAUGUCACAGCCCCCCUAAGAAGAAGGGCCAGAGCAUCCCAGCCCUCAGUAGCCCCCUGGCCGAAGAUGAUUGCCAGAGCCCCAAAGGCACCAGCCCCGUGUUUGGGCUGGAGCCACUGUCGAUGGAGCUGCAGCCGGGCGAGUCUGUGGACAUGGUGCUGCGAGGCUUCUCCCCCAUCGAGCAGUCAGCAAAGAAGGGCAGAGAAAUAACUUACACCAGCAGGACAGAGAAGAUAAUAGAAACAACCAUUACCUGCAAGUUUAUUGAUCCCUCCAUAGAAAUAUCAGCCAGACAAUUCUCUUUCUGGGUGGAGAAGAAACCCAGUGAUGAUGUCCUGACUCUGCAGUACAAGCCUUUGGCUUUAAAGAACACCUGCUUGCUGCCACUCGACCUUAUGCUGGACUUGGAGCAGCCGUUUCUGCUCUGCGAUGCGGACCAGCAGCCCCUCCCGGAUGGCCAGCCUGUGACAGUGGAUGUAGGACAGACCUGUCAUCUCUACAUUGCAUUUGACCCAUCUUAUAAACUGGAUUUUCAUAGCUGGAAGGAAGAGAAGGUUCUGAAGAUAAACAUGGUCAACGGCCAUCCUUAUGUGGAGUGUAUCACCCUUCAAGGAGAAGUCCACUUCCCCAAUCUCCAAAUCCAGCCCUGCACCCUGGAGUUUGGCUGCAUCCUGGCUGGCACUGCAGAAGGGCGUUCUCUGGAGAUAACCAACUGCAGCCCACUGCCUGUCCAGUACCACUGGUCAUUCCAUUCAGACGGCCAGGUGAACAGGCUGAGGUCCCUGUUCAUAGUUACAUUAUUUUCCAGGCAUGAGCGUUGCCCACCUAAGUUCAAACCCCAACCACCAAAGGAGAAGAGAACCUGCUUGGAUUACUCGGCAUCUCAAAGGAGACGCUUCAAGAUUAGAAAUGGGGAGGACCCAGCCACAGCCCUCAGAGAAUCGCACCUCCAGCUACAGCUGCAGUUUGCUCCAAGGUGCUCUUCUGCAUCCAUUUCCACACUGAACAUCUCAAUCGUUCCUGUCCUCCAGGUUUUCAGUAUCCUGCCGCAGUCGGGUGUGCUGCAGCCAGGAGAGAGACAGAAGGUCUCCUUCAGCUUCUUUGGCCACCUCAACACCAUCGCCAGUGUCACGGCGCUGUGCCAUGUAGAGGGAGGCCCCACCUACGAGGUGGAGCUGACCGGGGAGGCCUCAUGCAUCAGCUACUCCCUGAGCCUCCAGGAGAUCAACUGCGGCUUUCAGAUAUUUAAUGAAAUUCAUCACAGCACAGUCACCCUGGCGAACACUGGCAACACUGAAUUCAACUGGGUGCUAAAUCCUAGCACUGCAGAGCAACAUCUGCCUGGCGUGUUUCUGGUCAUCCCCCCCACUGGCUCCGUUGCACCUGGUGAGAAGCAAGUGCUGAAAUUCUCUUACAUGCCAGGAGUACCAGGAGCCUUCAGCAGGACUUUCCAGCUUAAAGUGGGUGACCUGGACCCAGAGAAUAUCUGCCUGAAAGGAGAAGCAUUCUUUCCUGUGAUCAGUGUGAACCUGCCCUGGAACAUCGAAGGAAAUGAAAAAUAUGAGAAGCUCAUAAAACCCCUGCAACAAUUCAGUCAGAGGAAUCAAUCAGUUGUUCAGAAGACUCAGAGUCCGAAGACUAAGGCCUUGAAGUUUCAGACUCCAAAGACUCAGACCCUGAAGACUCAGAACCUGAAGCCCCACGCACCUGGCUUUGGCACUGUACCAAACACUGAGCUGCAGAUAGAGACGGUGAUGAUGCUGAUAGAGGAGGCUGCCCUGGAGCUGCAGGAAAAGCUCCCAUCCCAUCCCCCAUACAGCAGGUUCCCUGACAAAAAGAUGCGCCAGAGUCUUGUCAAAGUUGAGCUGCCUGAAUAUGUGCUGGACAUGGGCACUGUACGUAAGGGUUACACUGAGAGACGCACCCUGGUGAUCACCAACCCUGGGCAGAUCCCAGUGUCCUUCCAGGUCGAUGUAUCUGCCCUGCAGGACACAGGUUUCAGAGUGAAUCUGGACCAGAUGCAGGGUCUGCCUCACAGACACACCAUAAUGUUUGAGGUGUGCUUUGAAAGCACCCGCCGGCCAUGGGGUGAUGUGGAUGUGCUGCUGCCCAUAGAGGUGGCAAAAGGCCCCACGUAUAACAUCCGCCUCCAUGCCACUGUGUUGGGACUGUCGCUCAACCUCUCCAAGAACAUGCUGCAGUUCUCUGAUACCCUCGUUGGGCAGUGCCAGAUUGAGACAGUCCAGCUCUACAACUGGUUCCAAAUACCCUGCAAGUGGUUCAUUACUGCCAUCAAGCCUGUCAGGAAGGACAAUCAACGCAAACGCAUUACACCAGCCAUGUGUCAGAAGCAGCAGGUGCUGGAGGAUGAGCCCUGUCCCUUUGAAGUGACGCCCUCCAAAGGAACCCUCAAUCCAGGAAGGUGGCAGAACUUACAAAUCCAGUUUACACCCAAGCAGGAGAGGUCUUACAAGAAUGAGCUGAAGCUUAACAUUUGUGGAAGCAGCAAUCACUUAAAGCUGCACCUCUCAGGACAAGGUCUAGAGCCACGGUUGGAGUUUAGCCCCCCAGCACUCAAGAUGGGAUGGGUGCUGGUGGACAGUGAUGGGGUGGAUGCCACAGUGGUGGUGAAGAACCCAUGCAACUUCCCUGUUGAGUUUUACUCACUGGAUUUUGAUGAGCAGUACCUUGAGGAGGAGAAGAUUCUGUGGAUGGCAGCGGGGUCUGAGUACCAAAAGAACUUUCUAAUGCCUCCACGCACCGUGGGUGGGAUGCUGCCCCCAGAGGUGCUGGAGGACUGUGAAGCACAGAAGAGGCCGAAGGCUCAACAGGCAGAGCUCAAGGCCAUGGCAGAGGCCAAGGACAUGGCUGAGGCCAUAGACAAGGCAGCACCAGCAUAUCAUGGGGCUGUCACACCCUCUCCUGAGCCCAUGGUGGAAGUGACUGGGAGCCCUAUCUCUCAGGCUGUCAUGCGCCACCUGGGCAUCGACCCAUCUUCAGAGAGUUGUGAAGCACAGCAGGACAGAGGGAUUGUUGUUAUUGUCCAUGGGCCACCCCGGGCAGGUUCUUCCAAGGCCUGUCCCUGUAAUUCCUCGUAUGCAAGUGUCACCAAGCAGUCCUCCUCUCUCUCAGGAAAGACAGAGAUAGUGGCGGCCCUGUGUCACUAUUAUGACACUGCUCACUUGUCCAUUGACACCAUGGUGAAAGAGGCCAUUGCCAAUGAUCAGAGCCAAGCAGGGCGCCGCGCCCGGGAGCUUUGCACCAAGGCUGCCAUGGAGCUGAGAGGCGAAGACCAAGAUGAUGCUGGUAAAAAGCUUACUGCUCGGACCAAGAAUAAACAAGCCUCUGGAGAAAAAAUCAUCAAGAAAAAUGCCAAAGGCAAGAACAUUCCAGCACAAAAGAAAAAGGAGCCAGCCAGCAAAUCCAACAAAAAGCUGAACAUCAUCAGCAGUCAUGGGGAAAAGCUGAACUGCUUGAGCUGUGUGCUGCCCGAGGACCUGCUGGUGGACAUCCUAUGUGAGAGGCUGAAGCAUGAAGACUGCUCCAAGGGAGUGGUCUUUGAUGGCUUGGAGAGCCUCUUCACAAGCAGCCUGGAAUCUUCUCUGCUCUGUGUACUCAAAGCUGUUAACAAUCAUCAUCAUAUCUACAUAGUGAACCUGCAUCAGGAUUCCCCAAAGAAGUGGGAACCCAAACCUCCAAAGAAGUGGGAACCCAAAUACUCAAAGAAGGGGGAUACCAAAGCCGCAAAGAAGAAUGAACCCAAAGCCCCAGAGAAGAGAGAAUCCAAAUCCCCUGAGAAGGAUGAACCCAAAGCCUCUGAGAAGGGUGAACCCAAAGCCCCAGAGAAGGAAGAACCCAAAGCCCAAGGGAAGGAACAACCCAAAUCCCCAGAGAAGGGGGAACUCAAGGACGUAGAGAAGGGGGAGCCCAAAGCCCCUGACAAGCAGGAUACCAAAGCCCCUGGGAUGGGGGAAACCAAAGCCCAUGACAAGGGGGAAGCCGAAAUCCCAGAGUACCCAGCUGAGAUGGAUAAGAACUUGAUCCAGAGGUUUCAAAUCUAUGAGUCAUCGCAGCAGGACCUCACACAGCUUUUCUCCUACGGUGACAAGGUUCAGGGUUCUUCUGUGCAGUUACCCGUGAUCCAAAACAGAAAUACAUCCCUGCCUUCAGCUGAAAACAAAGGUCAGAAGACCUAUAAGUCUCAGGAGAAGGUUGAGAAGAAGCCUGAACAAAAAUGUGGAGGCCAAAGGAGUCUUCAGUCAUCUCAGCUGGAGACACAAAGUGAAGUUGCAGAAGGGACAGUCAGAGAUGAGCAUGUCAGGGUGCGGUGCUUGGACAUCCAGGUCACAAAUCCGAAGGCCAUGAUUAGGGAGAUCCUGAGGGAUGGGAGGCUGCCAACAAAAGAUGAGAUAAAACCUUGCAAGGCUCAGAUUUUGAGCAUGCUGUGGUCUUGGAUCCUGGAAUAUUGUGUCCCCCCAGUCAACUACCCAGAGGAGUGGUUGGGUUCUGCAGAGUGUGUGAAGCCCUUCACCAUUGUUGCACCGGAAGGUGCUGCUAUGGAAGACAAUCGGGCCAAGGCCCCAGAUGCCAAGGGCAGUUCUGCCGAGGGCCAACCAAAGACACGUAAAGCAGCCAGCAAAGACAACUCUCCAAAGGCGAACCAGAUCUCCACACUCAGAGCAGAAAGUUCCCAGGAUUCCUCUGCAACCAGAUCCAAAAGUGUGCUGAAAAGAGCCUCAACCCCCACAGAAUUCCACAGGCUGAAACGGUACCGAUGGAUAGUGCCUGGCCACGGUGAGGUGGAACUGAAGGUCCACUUCUCCACCAAAAGGCCAGGGAAGUUUGAGCACACGCUGAGGUUUGAGCUCGUGGAGACAAAGCGCCAGUACGAGCUGCCCUGCAGUGGCACGGGCGUGUACCCCAGCAUCAGCCAGAACCCGCGGCUGGUGUUUCCACAGUGGAGGGAGACCAUGGAGGCAGAUGAAAUCAUCUUCAAGGAAUAUGUUGAGAGCACAAAGCAAUUCCACUUUGGACCUCUGCUGUGUGGGAAAUCAAGAGAGUGGUACAAGGCCCGGAACUGUCCCGGCAACUCAGAGAAUUUAACCACCCUCAACAACUCCCCUGUGGAUGCAGAGGUCCAGUUCUCCUUUGAGAAUGAUGGGAAAGCAGUGACAUUCCUUUUGGACCCUCCCAGCAUGACACUCAAACCAAAGGAGAAGCAGGAGCUGACCAUUUGGGCAUACCCCACUUCCCCUGGCUUCCUGGAAGACAAACUCAUCUGCUGCAUUGAGAAGAACCCAGACCCAGUGGUUUUCAGCCUGUGCUGCCAUGGGGUGCACGUGAUGCUGGAGGUCAGCCCCCUGGAGCUGUCUUUUGACAAGCUGCUUCUGCACAGGACUGACAGCAGGACCUUGGUCCUGAAAAACAACACCCUACUGCCCAUGGCCUGGCAGCUCACUGGGCUGGAUGACCUUGUUGAGGCUUUCUCCUUGUCACAAGAUAACGGCAUCAUUGAUCCCCACUCAGAGUUUGAAGUGACCCUGAGUUUCAAGGCCGAGCAGAUUGGCAGCAUUAAGAAGACCCUGCGACUAGAGGUUUCAGAUACAGGAAACAUCCUGGGGAUUGUUCAGGCUGAAGACAUUGAGAUCUCUGCAGAGGUCUGUGAUGUUUCUCUGAGUAUCGACAUGCCUGAAGGUCCAGAUGGAAGCUUGGAAUUUGGAACCAUUAAUGUCCUGGAAAAUGUGAAGAAAGUCCUGAGUCUAAAGAACAAAGGGAUGUACAACAUUGAGUACCGUUUUGUGCUGAAGAAUGCAGGUCCCAGGAUGCAAGAUUUGGCAUCCCACUUCACUAUUGAGCCUCAGUCGGGCAUGCUGAUUGCCUCCCAGCCUGGUGUGAAUGUUGAGAUGCUCUUCCACCCCACAAGGGAAAUGCUCCUCAAGAACAAACCCAUCCUGUACUGCCAGGUGACAGAUGCCAGCUCAGGGGAAGGAAGCCAGACUGUUGCCACCAUCCCCGUGAGGGUGUCGGCAAAAGCUGUGUACAGCAAGUACAGUAUUGAGCCUGCCUCACCCAUCAACUUUGGGGCCAUGCUCAAGGGCACCAAGAAGACCCAGACUGUCGUGCUGGAGAACAGAGGCAUGCUCAACUUCAAAUUCCACAUCCUCCAAGCACCCGAGGAUGCAUCUGCAUUGGAAAGCAAAAGCUCAAAGCAAGAGGAAUCCGCUCCACCAGCGACAAAGCUGAAAUCAAGCUCCUUGACACAGGGUUACCUCAGUCUUGGCAUGUUCACGGUGUCCCCCUGCUCCGGCUCUGUCGCUCCAUGGGGCCAGCAGAAGAUCACAGUGGAAUGCCUCGCAGGGCAGGAGGGGACAUGUGAGGAGCAGCUCUACAUUGACAUCAUGGGCAGAGACCCCAAGGACAAUCCCCUGGGCAUUCCCUUUACCCUGAUUGCCGAAUCCUGCCUCCCAGCACUUGUUGAGGAUGUCACGUUAACCUUCGAGGAGUACCCGAUCUGCAGCAGCACCAACCUCAGCUGCAAGCUGCGGUCAGUCAAAGGCACGGGUCUGUUUGUCAGAGAAGAGAACAAAUUUGUCUUCACCAAGGUUCUGGUUGGGCAAGAGGCUGAAGCUCAUUUCAGUGUCUACAAUACAAGUGGUCUGCCAUGUGACGUGGUCCUCUCCAACAAACCCCUGCCUGGAAAGGAAAAAAGCCCUAUCAAUAACAUUUUCAAGUUGUAUCCUGACAUGAUGUCCAUUCCUGGCUCAUCCAAUGCCGUUGCUACGGUGACCUUCACCCCACCAGAGAAGCAGAACUACAGCUGUACUUUCAAGGCUUCCCUUGUCAUCCCAAAAAGCUCUGUGCAAAUUAAGCCCCAAACCCUGACCUUCACCAUCAGUGGGAAGGGGCAUGAGCCACAGGUGACAGUCGUGUGCCCAAGUGCUCGCAGCAAGAGGGGAAAUGCUGUGCUGCGCUUCAAGAGACUCCGGGUGGGGGAUUCAGAGAUGCUCUCCCUGGUCAUCCAUAACAAUGGCAUCGUACCUGUCAAGUUUAUGUUACACCUGGAGGAUGAGCACGGAGCAUUCUUCUUGAAAGGCAGGGGCUCCACACUCGAGAGAUUCUACACUGAAGAUGUGGAAGAGGACUGCGUUGGAAAUGAGAGCAAGCCCCCAGAGAAGCCUUUCUUCCUUCUGCAUCAUGGGCAAUCGACAAAUAUUGAUGUCAUUUUCAAACCCACCUUGACUCAACAUCUGGAAGGGAAGAUUUGUGUGUUACUGGAAGACAUCUACUCUAAGAAGACCCUAAUAGAGCUGGUGGGUGAAGGCCACAAGGAUGAAUUCACCCUUGAUGGACUAGAGGAAGACACAGAUGAGAGGAGAGCUAAGCGCAGUCUGAAGAAAGACAUUAUUGAUGCUGUCAGAUUGAAUCACAUCCAGUUUGGGGACUGUCCUGUCGGGAGGCCCUACCGCAGGACCUUCACCAUCACCAACCAUACCAGUACGAAGGUCAUGCGCUUUGAGUGGGAGGCAGACGCCGCAUUCCAGUUCUCCCCCAAGAUGGGACACCUCCAUCCUGGCUAUGCCAAGGACAUCACAGUCACCUUGAAAUCAGAUGUCCCAGCCACCUUCAGGAGGCACCCUGUGAAAUGUAAGGUGAUCAAGACCAACUCUGAGCUACCACAAAGGAUGGUUCAGGAUUGGGAGGACCGAAUGUGCAUUGUCACAAUGGAGGAUACCACCAGGAAGGACAUGUCAGCCAGCUGGCCUGAGAAAGAGAAGAUGGUCCAGACAGCCCCAGAACCAGAACCGGCACCGGCUUACACUGUGGAUGAGAGCAUCCAGGAGGCCAAGGUGUACCUCAGUGCUGUUGUUGGCUACACCGAGUUCAAACGGAACCUGAUAGUGGUUCAGCUCAAGGAUACCUUGCCCAACCAGACAAGGAAAGACAUUUUCAGGAUACACAACACAGGAAAUAUAGCCCUGGAAUACAGCUGGAUGGAAGCUGCAGAUAGUAAAGCAGUGAAGAAACCAUACUCAACCACUCGGACGGAUGACAUCAAAGACCUGCCACUGUUCUACAUCAACCCCUGCCACGGCAUCAUCCCUCCUGGCCAAAAGCAGAUCUUUCACAUGCUGUUCUCCCCAAAGCACGCGGGGAAGUUUAGGACCAGCAUACUCUUCAGGACUCAUAAGCUGAAGCCAGCUCUGAAGAAGGUAGAGGUGAUUGUGAAAGGCAGAGCCCAGGAGCAGGAGUGUCUUGAUAAACCAAAAUGCUCUGCGUUACGGCAGACAGACAAAGGCCAAGGACCCAAGAAGCAGGUGCACUGGAAACUAACACCUGAGUGA